GUGGCAGCUGCUUCCAUGCAGAUUGUAAAAGUUAUUAAAGGAAAUGGUAUAAGUAAAACGAACUUUAGUUCUUUCGGUCAGUAUUAUAACGACUACACAAUCAUGGACACAGUAAAAGUACGUGGACUUCUCGCAGAUAUCGCUAAUGAACAAAACUAUGAAGAUUAUUCCAUCGAAAUAACUCCUAUAUCUUCUGGUGGAGCAAAUUAUACCUCAGUGUUAUUCACCGCUAAAAUUUCAGCACCAAACAAACAAGAUUUGGAACUCUUCGGCAAAGUUGCUUCAAUCAAUGCCCAGAUGCGGGAAGAAACACCAAUCUUGUUCUAUGAUAUAGAACGCUUUGCGUAUACGGAAUUAGCUAAAAUAUAUGAAAACAUUGAGCGAAAACAUGGCAUACCAAAAGAAGAUAGAUUGGUUUUAUCUAAGUACUAUGGGAGCAGUGCAGUGACUUAUGAAGAGACCAUCGUUUUUGAGAAUUUAAGUGCCAAAGGGUUCACAGUUCACGACAGAAUGAAAUCGGUUGAUUGGCAAUAUGCUUCUAAGGCUAUAGAAGUGUUAGCGAAAUUUCAUGCUCUCUCUAUGUGUUAUGCAGAAGAAUAUCCAGAAAGUUUUAAGAAGCAUCAAAAUAAAUUUUCGUUAGACUCUAUGUGCACUGCUUACUCUAAAGGUCUGGAAAUGUUCUUACCAUUUUCUACAGCGGUAGUGAAAGAUGAGAACAAAGAAAGAUACAAAAGGUUUUUUGACAAUGUAGACUUGAAACAAUUAUUCCAGCCUGUCGGCAAACCAGUGUUUGUGCAUGGUGAUUACAGACCCAGCAAUUUGAUGCAUAGAAAUAAUGAGGACAGUAGUCUUGACCUCAUCCCAGUAGAUCUGCAGACCUUACUGCCUGGUUCUGGAGUUUUGGACCUGUUCUACUUCAUCUUCACGGCCACAGACGGAGCUUUCAGGAAACAGUACUACAACAAUCUUAUAGACCAUUAUUACGCCACGCUCAGUCGCAUGCUGAGAGCAUAUGGUCUCAACCCUGAUAAAGCCUAUUCGAGGGAAGACUUCGACAACGAAUUAAAAGAGCGAAUCCACUUCGGCCUGGUGGCUACUGCGUUGACGUUGCCCCUGGUGACAGUGGAGGCGGAGGACGCACCAGAUGCGGCGGACCCCAGCUUCAAUGACCUCCAGAUGAAGACUGGCAAGACCUUGCCGGAGAGACUUAACGACAUUGUCGAUGAGUUCGUCUUGAGGGAUCUGUUAUAGUUAGAUAUAGAAAAUAAAUUAAUAAAUAAAAAGUCUCCAUCUUUUAAUAUGUAA
Molecule: messenger RNA, 1305 nt
Organism: Amyelois transitella
Lineage: Eukaryota; Metazoa; Arthropoda; Insecta; Lepidoptera; Pyralidae
Exons: 4
Coding region: 16-1251 (411 amino acids)
Source: RefSeq, a predicted model, not a curated record